UCUGAAUCCUGAGUCCCUGACAUCUUUGUCCUCACAUUUCAUCUCAUCCAUUCCCAGUAUCUUGCGGCCCCCGCAUUGCACGAACAAGCAGCGGGCUAUUUUUGGUUCAUUCCGAUCGAUACAGCAAGUUUGUUCUAGAUUCCGUUCAAUUUAUUUCCUCCCCCCCACUCCUCCAACCACGGCCCGCAAGGAUCAUACCCAGUCGGUGUGGACCAGGCUACAAUCAAAACUGGGACAUCAAAAGAGGAGGAACACCACCACCACCAUGGAGGGCGUCACAAGACAAACCAGUCAUGUUACGCUGUGCGCAUCAUCAUCACACUCGGUGAACAAAGCAGGGACUACUGGCUCUCGUAGCUCCGCGUUUUCUCCUCCGGUGAUCACAUACCUGGACAAGCUCUACAGCUCGUUGAUCGCAUCGCCGCAGCCGUUGGAUUUCCUCCAGGAGGUGCAGCAUGAGGAGGCUCCUCGCGACGCGGCCACGAGCGGCAAGGCGUCGGCCAAAAACCCCCUGGCGUCGUUGGCGGAUUUCUACGCUUACAUGGCCAGUCCGGCCGCCGAUGCAAUGAAACCCGCCGGUCAGCCAGAUCUGUCGGCGCCAAUCACUGAUUACUAUAUUUCUUCCAGUCACAAUACCUACUUGACGGGGAACCAGUUGUACAGUGAUGCGAAUGCAAGUGCUUACACUAAUGUAUUGCUUCGCGGAGGAAGAUGUGUCGAGAUUGACAUCUGGGACGGAAAAGCCAGCUCUGAUAGCUCGCUAAAAGAAGAGACCAGCAGUAGUAGCAGCAGUAGUAGUAGCGAUGAGUCGAGCUCGGAUGAAGCAGCCACUAGGCCUCAGAUGCCUCGUCGUCGCAAGUCGAAGAUGGAGAGACUCAGGAAGGCUACCGAGAGCCAUCCGCGUCUUCACGCGAUUUCUGAAGAAAUAGGAAGAUUUGAGGGUUUUCUGGGUCAUCACCGAUCGUUGUCGGGGUCCAAGCCCCCGGCGACGUCGUCUGAGCCUCAAACCCUGGAGGUCUCAAAGAAUUCGCCUGAGGAUUCCAUUCAGAUACCUGCGCGCCCGGAGCCUCGGGUACUACACGGUCAUACUCUCACCAAGGAGGCCAGUUUUCGGGACGUAUGCUAUGCCAUUCGUGACAGCGCAUUUGUGACCAGCGACCUGCCGGUCAUUGUGAGUCUGGAGGUGCAUGCCUGCCAUGAGCAGCAGCAUGCUAUGGUUGAAAUCAUGGAAGAGGCAUGGAAAGGGAUGUUGAUCGAAGUGACGCCCGAAGUCGUAGCGGCAAGGACGCCGCCGCCAUUGGAGGAGCUGAAGCGGAAAAUCCUCAUUAAGGUGAAAUACGUCGCUCCGGACCACGAGGAUAAAGACGAGGACCCAGAGGAAGAAGAGAAGCAAGUAUAUUUGAAGCAUGUCCAGACCCUCAAACAGAAAGGCGAUCUCUCAAGUCCCACGAGCACGGCUGCCGAAGCACCCGACGCCGCAGCUCCAGCUCCUCAUAAACCGUCGAAAAUUGUGCAGGCUCUGAGCAAGCUCGCCGUAUUCACCAAAGGCUUUCACUUCAAGGACUUCACGCAGCCAGAGGCCAAAGUGCCGAGCCAUGUAUUCUCGCUUUCCGAGAAUGCGGUACGCGAAGCCCAUAUCAAGGACCCUAACGCCUUGUUUGAGCACAAUCGACACUUCUUCAUGCGGGUAUAUCCCAAGGGAUUACGUGUUGGCUCCUCCAAUAUGGACCCCGGAUUCUUCUGGCGGCGCGGGGCCCAAAUGGUGGCACUAAACUGGCAGAACCUCGACAAGGGAAUGAUGCUCAACUCGGGCAUGUUUGCAGGCGAGCCCGGCUGGGUGCUCAAGCCUCCCGGCUAUCGGAGCUCUGACGCAGACUCGGUCAUCGUUCAACGAAGACAGCUUAACCUGUCUAUCGAGUUCGUCGCCGGCCAAAACUUGCCACUACCACCAGGCCAAACGAUUGACAAAAAAUUCCACCCCUACGUGUCCUGUAUUCUCCAUCUUGACACGCCCGACGAUGACUCCGGCGAUUCAGCGAGCGAUGAUGAAUCAGAUUCAGAGAAGGCGGGCUACAAGCGAACUACCAAAACUGCCACAGGGUCGAACCCCGACUUCGAGAAUCAGAAGAUCGAGUUCCCACCCGUGCCAAACGUCGUGGAGGAUCUCAGUUUUGUCAGGUUCAAAAUCAAGGAUGACGAAUUCUUCCGUGAUUCGCUUGCUGGGUGGGCGUGUAUACGACUGAGCCGACUUCAACAGGGGUACCGACUUGUGCACAUAUACGACCGCUCGGGAGCGGAUACUGGUGGUGUUCUGCUGGUUCGGAUCACCAAGACCAUGACUUGAUUCGGCAUAUGCAGCAAGCGAUAGGAAGGGCGUUAGUGGUAGAUAGGCAUGGGCUCUAGCACAGACAGCAAUGCACGUACGAAACAAUCGGG
Messenger RNA from Aspergillus saccharolyticus JOP 1030-1, 2436 nucleotides. Its product is annotated as putative phosphoinositide-specific phospholipase C. Lineage: Eukaryota; Fungi; Ascomycota; Eurotiomycetes; Eurotiales; Aspergillaceae. The coding region runs from base 266 to 2344 and encodes 692 amino acids. Gene Ontology annotation, biological process: phosphatidylinositol-mediated signaling; lipid metabolic process. The record is from RefSeq and is a predicted model, not a curated record. The transcript is spliced from 4 exons. Gene Ontology annotation, molecular function: phosphatidylinositol-4,5-bisphosphate phospholipase C activity.